CUCUCUCUCUCUUUUCUUGCCACAUCGUCCGCUGCUCAGCUGUGUGUACAUUAUACACACAAACUGCUGUCAAACCUUCUAGUGUGACGACCCGGGGAUAGAAUAUGAUAUUAUUUCCGUUUAUACUCCGGGGUAAUGGCGGUUAUAUAAAAUGACACGUUUUUCAAACUGGAGUCGGACGGUGGGAUUUAACUGAUGUCCUGUCAUGUCGGCGUCUUCACAGAAGAGCGAAUGAAACGUAAUCGGGAACGCGCGGGUGAUGGACAAAACACGCGUCUUCAUCUCUUCUGACGAGGACGAGCAUCUCGACAUCAAAUUCGAGUUUUGUUUGCUGCUGUAAAUCUGCCUAAAGAAUGACCUCAGUGACAUAAUUAAGGACGUUUAAUAUUACAAGACAGAGGGUUGAAUGGAAUGAAUUAAAGGCCUUAUCUCAUCUGUGAUAAACAACCUGACUUAAAAUUAUAGUAUCUUUAAAUCAAUAAAUAGUAGUACAUUUUAAAACCAUAGAUGUCUUCCUUUUCAUUGGUGGACAUUAAGGAAGAAUUGAAAAGAAGGAACUUUACAUGCCAUGAGAUUUUAUUUCACUUUCACUCAUGGUUUAAAUUUGAAACAAUCUUUAGUUUGUUAUUCAAUUGAAUAUUUAUGAUGUUGGACUCAAAGAGUAAGGACGUGUGUCGGAUUUGUGCAAGGGAGCUGUAUGGUAACCAGCGGCGAUGGAUCUUUCACCCAACUGCCAAGCUGAGUCUGCAGGUGCUGCUUUCCUAUGCUUUGGGCAGAGAAAUGACCCGGGAUGGCCGAGGAGAGUUCGCCUGCAGCAAGUGUGCCUUCAUGCUGGACAGAAUGUACCGAUUUGACACUGUGAUCGCCAGGGUGGAGGCCUUAUCCCUGGAGCGGAUGCAGAAGCUCUUGUUGGAGAAAGACAGGCUCAGGCAAUGCAUCAGUGGACUGUACCGCAAAAACAACACUGAUGAAUUGGGAGUGGAUGGAGGUGCCACAGACGCUACUGUGGUGGACUUUGCCAGGUUGGCCGAAGCUGAAUACAGUGCCCUCCUGCAGGAAGAUCUCACAUACUCUGUCUAUGAGUCUUGGGCUGAGCAGUGCCCUCAAGAGCAGAUUCAAGACCACCAAUGCCCUCUUCACCAUGCAGAUGCCGCUUCAGGUCCACGUCCCAGGAAGUGUAAAGGCUGCGCUGCAUUGCGAGUGACCGAUUCAGAUUAUGAGGCUGUCUGCAAGGUUCCCAGAAAAGUAGGUCGGAGCACUUCCUGUGGGCCCUCCACACGGUACUCUGGUAGUGUUCAGGACAACACUGAAGAGACUGUCCCAUCCGCUCCUCCACCAGAACCCAUCGAGAACAACCAAUCAUGUGAACUAAAGCCAGUCGGAGUGAGUCCUGCCUCCUCUGUGGAGUCUUUGGACACUGCUGUAGAUGUUACCCAAGAAUCUUAUCUAAAGCUCCCACUUCUAGAGUCUGAGGAGGAACAAUCUGUUGUCAGAAGGCCCGAGUCCAAACCUGGUUCUGUGUGUGGCCUUGAUGUGGCCCUAAGCCUGCUUAAAAGCUGUGAAUAUCACCCUCUCCAGAGCCAGAGAGGAAGCCGGAUCCCUGUGCUCCUCAAAACUAAUACUACACCCAUGGAAAGCCCUUACCCUCUGCUGCAAGUGCCUCACAUUGAGAUGGAGUGUCCACUUUUCCCCCAGCUUCCAGAUGUGCCUUCCAGCAUUCAGCAGGAGCUUCAGCUGGAGCUGGCAGAAAUGGAAGACCAGUGGUUGGAUGAUUAUGUGCAGUGCAAGCCAUCAGGCCUUCCGAAGAGGUUGAUUGAGGAGCAGCAAUGUCAUCUGGCGGAGUAUGAAAACGCAGCGGGACAGUGUGUGAAUGAGCUGCAGAAGGCCCAACAGCAGGUGCAGUCUCUCCAGACCAAGAUCCGAGACAGUGAAGCCAGUAAUAAGAAGUUACAGCAGAAGCUUCGGGACAUGGAAAAUGAACUACGCUCUGUCAGAGAAGCAGCAUGUGGUCAGGAGACAACAAUACAGACCUUGGGUGACUCACUCAGUACUAAAGACUAUGAGAUUACUGAUCUCCAGCGGGUCAUUGAGGAGCAGAAGGAGCUUCUGUGCUCUCUAAAGCAACAGAACAACCAUUACCAGCUUCAGCAGCAGCAGGUGUCUGGAGUUACUCCUAGUCAUCUGCAGGCUGAUCUGCUGGACCUCCAGGGCUCUCUGUUCUCAGCCCAGCUGGAGCUCCAGGGCCUUCAGAGGACACAGCAGCAGAGCCAGAGGAGGGAAGACGACCUGACCCGUGCAAACCAGCGCCUCCAAACUGACCUGCAAGGAGCCGUACAACGACACCGGGAGGCAGAGAAGCACAACCAGGACCUGCUGACUGCUCUAGAGAGCGCUCGAGCCAAACUACUGCAAACAGAGGAAAAAUGGAGAGAUGAAGGAAGACAGAGAGAGAACGAGGUGGAGGAAAGAGAGAAGACCAUCCGAGAACUGAAGACCUCACUGGAACACAAAGAACGUCUGGUACAAGACUACAGUGAGCUGGUGGAUGGUCAGAAAGAGCCUGCUGGGAAUAGAGACAACCUUAUUCAAAAGCUCAAACAACGAAUUCAGGAAAGAGAUCGGGCACUGGAGCGUGCUGUAGACGAGAAGUUCACCUGCAUGGAGCAGAAGGAAGACGAGAUGCGUAAACUGCAGCUGUUGCUGAGAGAGAAGGAGAGAGACCUGGAAAAACUUCGAUGUGUGCUGUCCAACAAUGAGGAAACCAUCAUGAGUCUGGAGAUGCUGCUGCGUGGUAAAGGUUUGGAGCUGGAGCAGGUGUGUGAGGCCUGGCGCAGUGCUCAGGGUGUUCACAGUGAAAGAGAAGAGUCAUACAUGCGCAGCCUGAGGGAAAGAGAUGCUUUAAUCAGUCAGCUGCAGACUUCACUGCACACUCGCACCAAAGAGGCAGAGGAAAUGACUGCAGUUUUGCUCAGUAAGGUGUCAGUCGGGGCCGGUGAGGUGGCAGAGGAGCUCAAGUCUCGGCUGCAGCUGAAGGAGCGCUUAUUCCAGGAGCUUCUUUCAGACCGCAGCAGACAGACUCAAGAGCAUCACUCACAGGUCCAGGACCUGCUCAACACCAUCAGCUCAAGAGAGCAUUACAUCAAGGAUUCGGCAGGGCGUGUAGGUCAGGUUAUGGCCGAACAGACAGCUCGAUUGCAGGAGCUACGAAAGCAACUCGGGUCAGCAAACCCUGAGUUGACCCAAGAAGACACACAAGCACUUAUGGAUGAGCUCCAGAUGACUCUGCGCAGAGAAAGAGAAGCCCAGACCCAGCUCAGCAUCCUGCGUGCCACCUUAGCAUCCUACCAAGACCAGCUCCAAACCCAAACCUCAGAUCUAGAUGCCUUGAGCAGGACAGCGAGCGUCAAAGAGGAAAUCAUCAAGGACCUUCAGAUGCAGUUGGUGGAGCCAUCUGAUUUACCACUGGUAGAGCGACUGACUCAAGAGCUGCAGCUGCUGAGAGAGAAGGUGGAAAGUCAGGAAGCGUCCUGCAAUAAUCACAAGCAGGCUCUUUUGGAUCCAUUGGUGUCCAUGGAAACAGGACAGGCAGUUCAACCUCAUGCUGAUUUUGGAGGUUUCACUUCAGAUGAUGGAGAGGAGGAGGAGGAUGAAGAAGACUGCAAUAGUGAGUUUGCAGGCAGCGGUGAAGAUGAAAAGCGAUCCAAACGGACAGCUCAGUCUCUGGUCAGCUUGCAGAGCUGUGAUCAGCACCAGGGUCUCAGAGGCUGUCAGGAUGCAGUAGCUGAAGGUCCAGGUCUGGCGGAGGUCAAACAGCUGGUGGAGCAGAAGAGGGCAGUAGAGAGAGAACUGAUGGAGCUCAAGUCACAGCUGGAAAAGGCUGGUUUCUCCUCUCUCUCUCAGAUGAGGAAAGCAUUUUUCACUCUUCGCUCUCAAAACGAGGAACUCAAGGGUUUAAUGAAUCUUCAAAAUGUUGGACAGAAGAGCACGUCCUGCGGGCAGCUGGUGGAUACAGUUGGUGCAAAGGGUAAGGAAAGGGAGUCAGCGAGGGAGCAGACGGUGCAGCUGAAGUCUGACCUUGCACAGGUCCAGCAGGAGAGCAGAGAACUGCAGGAGAGACUCAUGGUGUCUGAGGCCACAGUUCAAGCUCAAGCCGAACAGCUCAAAGACUACAGAGAACUCCUCACGGAAACAUCGGUACAGCAGGACAGUAAGCAGGUCCAGGUGGACAUUCAGGAUCUGGGCUAUGAGACGUGUGGCCGCAGUGAGAACGAGGCCGAAAGAGAAGACACCAGCAGUCCAGAGUUUGAUGAUCUGGAGCUCUGCACAUCUCUCUCCUAUCGGGAUGCUGGCUCUCAGUGGUGGGCUGGUCCCGCCACACACAACUCUGGGAAACCUGAACAUGAUGUGACGUACCUGCAGCAGCUGGUGGAGGAUCUGCGUGGUCAACUGUCGCGAUCUCAGGCUCUGAUUCGCAGCCUGCAAGCCCAGAUGCGUGAUUGCACUCCAGUCGGCACUCCUCGCAAGGUCAACUGGGGCCUGGAUAACUCUGAGACGCAGAGUACAGCUGAAGAGGACGAGGGCUGGCAGUCGUCGGACGGUUUCGGGUCACUGCCACGGCAGCCCAAGCAGGACCGAGAGCUGCAGGAGCUCGUCUCACGUGUGACGUCACUGGAGGAGCAGCUCAGGAAGGGCAAAGGUCAUGCAGAUGAUGGCAAAAAUGGAAACUGGCCGGGUAAGUUUGACACGCUGAUCCAGGCCCAGGCCCGUGAGCUGUCUCACCUGCGGCAGAAGAUGCGGGAGGGCCGUGGCAUGUGCCACAUUCUGACCCAGCACCUCGGAGACACAACCAAGACCUUUGAAGAGCUUCUGCGCUCCAAUGACAUCGAUUACUACAUGGGCCAAAGCUUCAGAGACCAGCUCUCUCAAAGCAUCUCGCUCGCACAGAGAGUCAGCACCAAGAUCAGCGGUCGAGAUCACUCUGAAGUCCCAGAUGAUAAAUCAGGCCAUGAGCUGCUUGCAAUACGGCUGAGCAAGGAGCUUCAACAGAAAGACAAACUCAUCGAGUCUCUACGGUCCAAACUUGACCAGCAACAACCCCGGUCAGAUACACCUACAAGCAGUCAUGCUUUCUCUGUAGCCACAGACCAAUCGGAUAGGACAUCCUUUGUGUCAGAUGACCACGGCUCAACCAAUGAGGAUCUAGAAUUAUGCUCUGAACUGGAUGCUGCCAGUGAAUAUGGCCAAGAAGAGGCAGCAAGAAGUGCCACAGACCCACGCAAUAAUAGAGGCUCAGUCUUGUCACAUCCAUCCAAUCCUCCAUCUAUCACUUCCUCUCACAGCCACAAGUCCACCAACACCUGUCCUAGCAUACACUGCACACCACGUAGACCAUUGGAAACCCAGGAACAAACAGGCCUCACUACUGUACCUCUGUCCAACUCCAUUCCUUUCUCCGCCUCCCUCCACUGUCCUCAAAUGUGCUCUCAGCCUGUGUUUGACCCUCAUGUUCACCCCUUGAGAACCCGUCACCCUUAUGGUGGGGGAUUCUCACUGGCAGAGGUUCACCAAGAGCUUCAGAUGCUCCAAAGACAGCUUGGAAACAGUUAUCAUGGUCCUCAGAUGAAACCUCUUCCUGCAUUUCCACUGGGACCCCAUGCUCAACCUGACCAUAGCAGUUUACAUCCACUAUCCCAUCAUGCCUUUGAACAGUCACCUCUCAACAGCCAGCACACAAGUCCUGCUAUGAAAUCAGGGUCAAGCCUUCUGGAGAGCAGUGCAAUGUGGGAUAUGAUGUAUAGCCCAAGACCUUUAAGACCAGGCCCAUAUGGAGAUGUGUCCUCUGGUUCUUCUGGAUAUCAGUCAGGACACACAGGGACAGACUUAAUGGAGGAGCACCUUAGGGAAAUUCGUACUCUCCGACGGCGUCUUGAAGACUCCAUCCAGACCAAUGACCGCCUGAGACAACAGCUGGAGGAGAGACUGGCCGCUUCUGCAAGAAACGGAGCAGGAGCAGCGCCCACUAACAUCUAUAUUCAAGGCCUUGAUUCUGUCAGUCAGCUGUCCAAUGAGAUUCGAGUGCUGAAAGAGGAAAAUCACACUCUGCAGAACCAACUCCAGCAGGCCAGGACAGAUGGCAGUAAAGAGAUGGAGCGAUUGAGAGAGGCGGUUCUUUCUGUACGUGGCCAGUUAAAGCAGGCGGAGCUUGAGGCAGACAAGUGGGCGGAUCAGUGCAGGCGAAUGCAGGCUCAGAUUAGAGAUCAAACUCAGACUGUACUGCAGCUUAAAGAAGAGAAACAGAACAGCCUGGACAACAGCACCAGGCUACAGCAGGAGGUGAAUGUUCUCCAGCAGCAGUUGAGUGAGUGUCAGUGUCUAGUACACACACUGCAGUGUGAACUUCAAGUGUACAAGAGAGUCUGUGGCACUGCUGAGAGCAAUGCAGGUUCAGGACUGACUUUGACCCUUGACCUGCGUGAGCGAGAGUCAAACAUACAGUUGCUGGAACAACAGUUGAGAGAGAGGCUAGACCUUUGUAUGCCUCACCCCUCAGCCAGAAAACAGCUCUUUCAUGUAGACCAAUCACCAUCUCCUCCUGUUCGGGAUACAGGGUUCUCCAGCCCUGCUUCACCAGCCAUCAAACAGCAUGACCCGAAGCCUUAUAAGUAUUCUGGUGCUGAAGGUCUGGAGGGUGAGGCACCUGACGGCUCCUUCGCCUGCAGGACAGGGCGCCAUAUGAUCAGUCACGUGGACGACUUCAGUGUCCUUCAACAGCAGUUACUGGAAGGAAAAGCAGUUAUACGAAAAAUGGAAGCAGCACUGCAGGCCAGCACAGAAUCUCAUGAUCUACCAGAGGGUUAUGUAAGGAACUUGCAGGUCAGCACUAAGACGCUGAAGCAGAUCCUGGAGGAGACGAGCUCUCUUUUAAGAAUGUUCUGGAGGGCUGCUCUGCCCAGCACUGAGACUUCAGCCCAGCAGCUGAAAAAGGAGCAGUCUUUGAGAAAGGAGGUCAUCGCAUUGAGGUGCAAGUUGUCAGAACAAGAGCAGCUUCUCAGGGACACGAUGGAGAAUCUGAGGGCCUCCAGUCAGACUAAAGACAGCAUGGAGCAGUUCAUCGUCAAUCAACUCUCAAGAACCCGAGACGUGUUGAAACAGGCUCGCUCAAAUCUAGAGAAGAAUGAACUCAAGAUUGCCUCUCUAGGUUUCACCCCUCUCCCUUCAUCCUCCUUUUCGGUUUCCUCCACUCCCUCCUGGUCUGAGAGAGAUGCGGUCUCAGGAGUCUCCCUCAAACAUGCCUCCUCUCCUGGUUGGAAUUUCGUGAAGCCUCACCUUCAGGAUCAACACAAAAUGAUGACAGCCUCGUGACAGACAUCAUGUGCUGCAGAAAAGACUCCAGACUGAGAGUGCUGCCAUCUCAUAUUAAAAGAUCUCCAAGAUCAUGUAGAGAUCUGUUUUAUUUACAACAUAACAGCCACCAAAAAGCUCUCAAAGUUGCUUUUGAGUAGAUGAGUAUUAUGGACUUAUUAUUUGGAUUUGCUGUCAUGUCUUUAACCAAAGUGGCAUCUCAUGGGUUUAUGUUUGGGUUUGUUUUGAACCAGCAACACUAUUAAUGUGCAAUUAUAAUACUACUGUGCUACCAGCCAGACCUGCUACACUGUAAAUGAAAGUCAACCCAGGGAUGAACUGAAGACCGAUGGUGCAAUAAUAGUUCAGUCAGCCUGCUACUGUAGUUUUGAAAUUGGUAUGUCCCAAUACAGGAUCUGUUCGUUUGUUAUUUGCUGUUGCCAAAGUAUGAGUCUGUUGCUUUUUAUGAACUAACCCUUUGCUGUUUUUUUUGUCUCUGUAAAUUUGAAUCCCCCCAUUUUGUUCCUAUUUUUUUCUUGAACUGAAGAGUAUCUAUGUUUUGUUUUGUUUUGUUUUUUUUGGUUUUGUCCAAAAAAUAAUCCGUGUUUUAUAUUUCUAUCUGCUGUAUCAGCUCUUUUUGAUGGACCAUUUAGUUUUAUUUUAUUUGUUUAUUUUUGUUUUGUUUCAGAUUAAAUUUUUGUUUAAUUAAUUUUUUUUUAUUUGUUUUGUUUAAUUUUGUCAUUUUUUUAAUGUUAGACUUGCAACGUCUUUAACUAGGCUCCCAUGAGAUAAAAGAGACUAACUCAAAGCCAUUAUUUUUAAGAUACUAAGGUUACAUUAUUAAAUUAUUAUCUUUGUUAGACACUGCUGAUCAUUUUGCGGAUGUGUGUAGCUUUUCUGUUUAAUGUGGAUUUAAAAGGAAGUCUGUUGCUCUUGCAUGAACUGCACAACUUUAUGCUCUCACUGACAGUAUUUCAGUUUUACUGCUGUAUUAAGACACAUCCUGCGGUUUCUGCUGUAUGUAUGAACUGAUCUGGUGCCAUUUGCUUUGUAUCUUGUUUGUAUAUGAGAUGGCUGUUUGCUGCUCUUAUAAGGUGAGGCGUGCACUGCACACAUUAUGAUUAUCUUAUGAGAGAAAGGAGAGCUGUGGGUCAUUUCAAGUCAACUUGCACUCGUUUUAUGACAAUCAAAUAUCUCUCAAAUGUUUGUAACUUUUGGAAAAUAUUGGUAGCAAUGCAGUUUGAUUCACCUUUGUAAAUUAAUGUAAAUUGAGUGAGGUUUGUUUUUGAGAGGAAUGCAUGUGUACUUCAGGAAAAUGUGUGUGAAGAAAACAAAAAAGGGACAUUUUAAUAAAAAGGGAAAAACACCUGUUGAA
This is a messenger RNA of Danio rerio (zebrafish), 8716 nucleotides long. The record is from RefSeq and is a predicted model, not a curated record. NCBI's taxonomy places the organism in Eukaryota, Metazoa, Chordata, Actinopteri, Cypriniformes, Danionidae.